Molecule: messenger RNA, 12387 nt
Organism: Panthera uncia (snow leopard)
Lineage: Eukaryota; Metazoa; Chordata; Mammalia; Carnivora; Felidae
Gene: ELAC1
Product: elaC ribonuclease Z 1
Exons: 4
Coding region: 10446-11537 (363 amino acids)
Cellular component (GO): nucleus
Molecular function (GO): 3'-tRNA processing endoribonuclease activity
Source: RefSeq, a predicted model, not a curated record
GCCUGGAGCCUGUUUCAGAUGCUGUGUCUCCCUCUCUCUGCCCCUCCCCCGUUCAUGCUCUGUCUCUCUCUGUCUCAAAAAUAAAUAAACGUUAAAAAAAAAAAAUUAAAAAAAAAAAUGUAUGUGUGGAAUAAGGAAUUUCUGAGACCUAUUUUAGCUAAAUAUUUGACAAAGUAGCAUUUCUGCCUAAUGUUUUAUUAUACUUUGCCUAAUGACCUUUAAAAUUAACUGAAAUUAAAACCAUGUUUUUGCAAUUGAUACUGUGUUCCCUUUGAUAACAUCCCAAGCAUGAAUUACUAAUUUCAAGGGAAUCAUGCAUUAUAAAAGUGACCGCUUAGCCUUUCCCACCUGUGCAUUUAAGAUAAAAGGAUGGGAUAAUCUUGUGGUAAUUGCUUAAGGGAAUUACCAGUUUAAGGGGAAAGCCUUGUGUAGAGUGUUAUACCAGACUGACUUAUUCCAGAUGGUUUCAGGAAUCUGUAAACACUCCAUAAUGAUGUGAGUUGUUUUUUCUCUUUUGAGGUACAUAAAUUGUAAUGAGAUGUGUGUAUUUUCUUAGUAAAACUUCCCAUGCAUAAAAAAUGUGUUAUGACCUUGUUUUUAGAGGCACUUUCAAAGCUCGGUAUUAUCUUAAACCUUAAAACACACCCCAGAACACCUGCUCCCUUGGGAGUGCUCUGGGCUUAGCUCUAGAUUCACACGUGGAGCCCUACUCAUGCUCACCAACUUUUCCUUUUGUUCAGCUUCCUACUUUAUCUCCUUAUUUAAUCAUAGCACUAACGGAAUUGUUCCUUAUCCCUUCUCCCCCACUACAUACACAUUGCAAGACCCAAAUGUUAGAACACCAAGUCAGGAAAGAUUGUACAUUGAUUUUGUGAUAAAGGGGGGAAAUGGUAGAACAGCUAAUACGUUCUGAGUGCUUACCUUAAGCCAGGCACUGUUCUAAGUACCUGAUAUCUAUUUACUCAUUUAACCUUCGAAACAACCUUCUGAGGUGUAGGUACUACUAUUUUUCCUGUUUUGCAGAUGUAGACUCUCAGGUACAGAGCCCUGCAGGUCACGUAGCUACCAAAAUGGCAAAGCUAGGAUUCAGACCUCUCGUAUCUGACGCUAUGUCAACUACUCUUCACCUACUCUGAGCACAGCCCACACAGCAGAACGUGGCUGCAGAAAAUUACAGUCGUGCUGGCUGUCUCACCCAGUCAUCAUCACUAACUUUAAGAUGGGCAUCUAGUGACUGACACCUUACCUGCAUCAGACCUCGGACAUCUUCCUGCAUCCCCACUCGCGGCAGACAGCCUUGCUUCCUGUCUCAUAGAAAAACCCAACAGUCAGAAGAGAAUGUCCCAAGUUCCCCUUCCCCCAUCUCCCCAGGUACCUUGAGAAGGUGAGAGAAACAGCAGCUCCUGACAUCCAGAAGCUGGCCCCACCUCGUUGGCUGGCCUCGCUGUGGCUAGGAGCUCAUGGCUAGGCCUCUGUCUUCUGUUGAACGUUACCCAGCUCACAGGACGUCAGUGUCAGGCAGGGCCACUCUGACCACAAUGGUCAGGCCAAGAACUUCUGUUCUUCCUCCCCCAAGCCUUCUCUUCCCCGUCUCCAAUUUUACCUAAGUGUCUCAAGCCAAAAGCCCUGGAGUUAUCCUGGACUCCCAUCUCUUUCUCUCAUACCUUAUAUCAAAUCCAUCAGCGAUUCUUGUUGGCUCUAUCCUUAAAUAUAUUCCUUUUCUGUGGUUGUUGUUUUUAAUUUUUUUUAAACAUUUGUUUAUUUUUGAGAGAGAGAGGGAGACAGAGGAUCCAAAGCAGGCUCCGUGCUGUGAGCACAGAGCCCAGUGCGGGGCUCAAACUCAUGAACCUUGAGAUUAUGACCUGAACCGAAAUCAAGAGUCGGAUGUUCAACCGACUGAGCCACCCAGGCGCCCCUGAGUGAUCCUUUUAAACAUAAAAUGGAGUCACUUCUCUGUUCAAAACCCUAAACGGCAAAACCGAAGUCCUUAUGGUGCCACAAAAGGUCCCACGUGAUCACCCACCACUGCCUCCACCGCCACUUCCUACUUCUCUGACCUCACCUGCUACCCUCCCUGCUCUCUUGCUCUAAUUCAGCCAUACUUGUCUUGAGCACCCGAGCAGACUCCAGACAGAACUUGGCAUUUGCUGCAUCCUCUGCCAGAACAUUCUUGACAUCAUCUUCUCUACUUGCUUCUUUAGGUCUUUGCUCAGAUGUCACUUCUCAGUGAGGCUUUCUCUAACUCACCUUUUUCUUCUUUUUAAUGUUUAUUCAUUUUUGAGAGACAGAGACAGAGUGUGGGCGGAGGAGGAGCAGGAGAGGGAGAUACAGAAUCCGAAGCAGGCUCCAGGCUCCCAGCUGUCAGCACAGAGCCCGACGCGGGGCUCAAACUCAUGAGCCACAAGAUCGUGACCUGAGCCGAAGUCAGACACUUAACCGACUGAGCCUCCCAGGCACCCCUCUAACUUACCCUUUUAAAAAUUGCAGCCCAAACUCCCCAGCAUUCUCUCUCCUCCCUAUUUUUCUCCACGGAACUUAUCACCUCCCCUCUAUGUAUAGUGUUGCAGGGUAGAUAGAAUGUGCUUUCUUCCUCUGUGGAAGCCAAAGCUGGUGGGGGAAGAUCUUCCGUUGCCCUACCUCAUGGCUGCCAAGAACAGUGGUCAAGUAUCAAGUGAUGGUUGGUCAAUGGCAGUGCCCUAAGAGGAUACUGAGGCAAGACCUUGCAUGUGGUUUCUGCUGCUUGCAUUAGUUCAUGGUUUCAAUUUUGUGGGCUCUCCACUCUGCUUUCAUUCUGUAAUUUAAAUUAGCCAAAGUUGGUUCUAUGCUUGUAACCAAUAAUUCUGAUUGACAUCCAAUUAAGAUGUCAGCUACUUAUAAGUAUGUUCAUAUUUGCCCAUCCAACAAUACUUUGAGCAAGUCAAGAGCUGGGUCAUGUCUUGUAUGUAUUUUGCAGUCUCAAAAUCUCUUUCUCACCCAGUUCGGGGCUCCUUCUCUAUAUAGGUUUAAGCAGUGCUUGAUUUCAAAUAAUUGAAUGAUGAGCAAAAAAGUUUCUAAAUAUAAUUUGAGUGAUAAAAAUAAAGUCACGGAGCCUGCCAUGUUAUCACUUUGUGGGCUCUGAAACUUGCCCACUGCUUUUACGAAUUUGUCAUUAGAGUCAUUAACCUUCCCCCUUAAUUUCAGGUCAGUUACAGUUGUAGAUGUAAUGAUAGGUAGGUUAGUUUACUGAUUUGAGAAGACCACUAUUAUAUUACAUCAAGGUUACCUCUAACCAGAGAAUGAGAGAAAAAAGAGAAGGCACCUUUCUCCUACCUGUGUAAAUCAUAUUAUUAGAUGUGCUAGGUAUCACUUUGGAAUGACUCACAUUUGAAUAACACUUUACAAAGCAUUUUCAACAAACACCAUUUAGUCUUUGUAACAAAGGUUUGAGGCAAGAGCAGACACAAAAAAUCCAGACUCAAACUGUCUUUUGACUCAAAAGUUCAUGCUGUUAAGCGAUGUAAAAAGACAAAUGACAAAUUUGGAAAAUAUUUGCACCAUAUAUCAUAGUUAAAAAGUUAGUAUCCCUAAUAUAUAGAAAGCACCUAAAAAUUCAGAAGAAAAAGACCAUUAAAAUAAAAAAAAAAAACUGAACAGAAGAUAUGCACAAAAUGUUCACAGAAAAAAAUGCAAAUGACCCUUAAACUUAUGAAAACAUACCCAACAUAGCAUGAGUUGAAAGAUAAAUGCAAAUUUCAACUACACUAAGAUGUUAGAUUGGCAAAAACCCCAAACUUUGAUAACAUUAAUGGUGGUGAGGCUCUCAGGAUAAAGGUACUCUGAUACGUUGCUAAUGCGAGACAAAUGACACAACACCCAGAGCAGUAAUUCUGGCAUUGUCUAUCAAAAUUAUACAUGUAGUUACUAGUCGAGCCAUCCCACUUGUAGGAAUCUAUGUCAAAGAUACACUUGCAAAAAUAAAAAAAAUAUAACUUAUACACAUAUUAUAGCAAAAGACUGUAAACAACCCAGAAGACUGAAUAAACUACAGUAUAAUCCAUUCAGUAUUAGAUAACUGUAAAAAGGAAUGAGGAAGAAAUUUGUAUCCCGAUACAGGGUUGUGGUAGCCAAGGAGAUGUGCUAUUUGGAACUUCUUUCCAAAAAUAACUUGCUGCAAGGAGUGCAUCUUUACUGAUGCUUUUUGCUUUUUCACAUGUAUUUGCUUCAAUGUAUUUGCUUCUUGAGAGAGAGACAGACAGACAAUGUGAGUGGGGGAGGGGCAGAAAGAGAAGGAGACACACACACUCUGAAGCAGGCUCCAGGCUCUGAGCUGUCAGCACAGAGCCCAAUGCAGGGCUCAAACCCAGGAACCAUGAGGUCGUGACCUGAGCCAAAGUCAGAUGCUUAACUGACUGAGCCACCCAGGUGCCCCCUUUGCUUCUUUAAUCAUGAUUUCUUUUAGUUCUUUGAACAUAUUUAUAACAGCUACUUGGAUAGCUUCGUCUGAUAAAUCUAACACCUGGGUCACUCUCACAGGCGGUUUCUGUUGCCUGCUUUCUAUUAUACAGGUCAUAGUUUCCACUUUCUUUAUGUUUCCCACAUUGUUUUUGUUGUUGUUGGAGAAUGCAUAUUUUAGAUAAUAUAUUGUAGCAAGUCUGGGUAUUGCCCACCUACCACUUCUGAAACUUGUUAUUGUUAUUUGCUUGCUUAUUUGUUUAAUAACUGCUGGAUUCUUGUAUUGGAGCCUAUUUCCCCUAACCCCGUCUGCCUACAGAGUUAAGCCUCUGAUAUUUGCCCUUAGGAAACACAGUCUUUUUAGGCCCACUGUCAUCCUGGGCUGACAGUGGUUUUGACAGGGCUCUCUUUGUCUCUUUCCCUAACUAUACCAAUCUGUUAAGCUUUCUGAUUGCCAGCUGAUUGCUUUAUUAUUUUCAACAAUAUCCAGGGCAUAGAUUGCCCCACAGACUAAAGCAAUCAAAUUUGAGUUCCUUUGGAGGGACAGUUUCUCUUACUGUUUGAAUUUUGUUCUGACCUCAGGUAGGCUCCUUCCAUUGUCUUGUGCCCACUGUCCCUUAUUAGGAAAACUAGCUGCUGACAAUUUAGCCUGUAUGUCUAAUGAUUCUACUAAUCUCCUCCCAGUUCCCUUUCACCAUCAUUUCCAUUCAUUUUGUAAGUGUCCUUAAGCUUGAAUGUCUCCACACUCUAUUGCAAGUAAAACUAAUACGGUGGAAGAGAUUAAAAGAUACAUUUUUUAAAAAGUUUAUUUUGAGAGAGAAUGACUGGGUGAGGGGCACAGAGAGGGGGACAGAGGAUGUGAAGUGGGCUCUGUGCUGACAGCAGAGAGCCUGAUGUGGGGCUCGAACUCACAAACUGUGAGAUCACGACCUGAGCCGAAGUCAGACAUUAAACAACUAAGCCACCCAGGUGCCCCAAAAUACACGUUUUAUUUUUUUUUUUUUCUUACAGCGAGUGUAAGCAGGGGAGGGGCAGAGAGAGAGGGGGAGAAAGAAUCUUAAGCAGGCUCCAUGCUGAGCAUGGAACCCAACACAGGGCUCCAUCCCAUGACCAUAAGAUUCUGACCUGAGCGCAUAUCAAGAGUUGGACGCUUAACCUAUUGAGCCACCUAAUUCCCUUAACAGGUAGAUUUUAGGUCUGCUUCUCCCCCCAGGCAAAACAUCUUUGCCAAGGCUCUGGAACUGGAGACAAUGGCAUGCUACUCACUCAGUGACAUCCCCAAUUUAGGAACUGGGCCCUUGAGGAGUGGAGUAGAGACCUCAGGUCUUCUUGGUUGGCCGCUCCCUCAUGGAACCACCACUUUAUGAGCCAGGCCAAGGGCAAUCAGGACCCUUGUACUCUCGCUAAGCCAUGUCUAAGCCAAAGCCUCCAUCCUGCCUCUUUGCUACACUUGCCUAGAAUUUAGCUUCACCAACCAGUAGCUGGGGGCAGCAUGAGAAACACCGAUAUGCUAGCCCUUCCUGGAAGACAGCCCCCCUGACUGUGAGCUGGGAGAAGGAGUCUUGUGUUAUUGGUUGUGCCAGUCUGGCGUGGAGGUUCAGUCUCACUGUUUUGGGAGAGAAAAGGGGGGAAACAGGUCUCAGUUCAAAUACUAUAAACUCUCACUGUUUCUGCUGAAUUUUGGUAGAAUUUUUGAAUAAAUGUUUCUUCAUUUGCUGAAUGUCCUUAGGACAAUUUCCAGAGACUCGAGGUGAUUUUGUUUUUAUCAUUUUAACCAGUUUUCCUGGGGAAUGGGCCCAUAGGCACCUCAUGCUGUCAUACUAGAAGUUCCUCUAAAACUAAUUUUAAUAAAGUAUCACCAGGGCACCUGGGUGGCUCAGUUGGUUGAGCAUCUGACUCUUGAUUUCGGUUCAGGUCAUCUCAGGGUUGUGGGAUGGAGUCCCACAUUGGGCUCUGCACUGGCCAUAGAGCCUGCUUAAGAUUCUCUCUCCCUCUCCCUCUGCCCCACCCCCCAUUUACAAAAAUAAAAAAUAAAUUUAAAAAAGUAAAGCGUCAAGGUGCUUGGGUGACUCAGUCAGUUGAGUGCCCGACUUAGGCUCAGGUCAUGACCUCACAGUUUGUGGGUUCAAGCCCUGUGUUGGGCUCUGUGCUGACAGCUCAGAGCCUGGAGCCUGCUUUGGAUUCUGUAUCUCCCUCUGUCUCUGCCCCUCCCACGCUCUCUCUCUCCCUCUCUCUCAAAAAUGAAUAAAAUAUUAAGAAAAUAUAUUAGAAAUAUUUUUUUAAAGUAAAGUGUCACCUAUGGAAGGAAGGAAUAUUUUUCUGAAUAUGAUUUUGACUUUGGAACCCAUGUAAGUAAUUUACAUAAUUUAAAACAAAUUUUAAAAAGCAGUACCUAAAAAUGGAAAAUAAGUAAAAAAUCUAACUGUAUAUCAGGUUGGUGGCAUAACAACAUGGAAAAAAUAAUUCUUUUUUCUUUUUUCUAAAUAUUUAUUUUUGAGAGAGACAGAGGGACAGAGUGUGAGCUGGGGAGGAGCAGAGAGAGGGGGAGACACAGAAUCUGAAGCAGGUUCCAGGCUCCGAUCUGUCAGCAUAGAGCCCAACUUGGGACUUAAACUCACAAACUAUGAGACCAAGACCUAAGCCAAAGUCAGAGGCUUAACCAAAUGAGCCACCAAGGUGCCCUGAAAAAAAUAAUUCUUAAGAAACCUAAAAAUAGGUUUUUGACUGUAUAUACCUACUGUGAUAUAUACAGUGGUUUGCUAAAGUUACUCUCCUGGAGCCAAAUCAAAUUAUGUUAAUGUCAUUAGGAACCAAGAUUUUUUUUUUUUUUUUUUUUUUGAGAGAGAGCAAGCAAGAGAGAGCGCUCAUGUGAGUUGGAGAAAGGCAGAGGAAGAAAGAGAGAGAAUCUUAAGCAGGCUCCACGUCCAGCUCAGAGCCCCAUGCAGGGCUCAAUCUCAUGACCAUGAAAUUAUGACCUGAGCUGAAAUCAAGAGCCGGAUGCUCAAUUGACUGAGCCACCCAGGGGUCCCAAGGAAACAAGAUUUUUUAUUUAAGUGACAUCAGUAUAAAACUAAACAAAUUAAGUAAAAACUCUGUAAUCUUGUAACUGAAUUGAAAAAAUCAGUAUGAAUUCAUGAUUUAUUUUACUUUAAAUUUUUUUUUUUAAUGUUUAUUUAUUUUUGACACAGAGAGAGAGAGACACAGAGCAUCCGAAGCGGGCUCCAGGCUCUGAGCUGUCGGCACAGAGCCUGAUGCGGGGCUCGAACUCACAGACCGUGAGGUCAUGACCUGAGCUGAAGUCUGAUGCUCAACCGACUGAGCCACCCGGGUGCCCCGAUUUAUUUUACUUUUAAAAAUAUGUAUUUAUUAGCUCUGCCCACUAAAAGGCCUAGAACAAGCCUCUAGAUCUAACUCCCACGUGAUAGGAAAUGCAUGGGAUAGAGAAACAUGUUACAUGGAGACGGAAUCAGCCAAGUCCAGAAUUUCAGAAACUCUAGAGUAUAAGUGACCCAAUUUCUUCCACAAAUAGAUGGCAAGAAAAAAGGAGAGGGAAAAGAAACCAUCAAAGUUUAACAGAAACUUUAGAAACUCAUACUAAAUGCAGUAUAAACAUUUUCUUUUGAAUCUUGGUUCAAACAAACCAACUACAUAUGAGACUCUUUGGGAAUAAUUAGGGAAAAUUGAACACUGAACAGUUAUUAGAUGAUAUUAAUAAGUAACUGGGUAUUUUAACAAAUUAGAUGAAGGAAUUGCUAACUUUUUCAGGGGAGACAAUAACAUUAAGAGAUUUUUAAUGUUUUUAUUGUGUAUUUUUAUUUUCUGAUUUGAACAAAUGAGCCUCAAAAAGUUAUGAGAUGAUCAGGAAAAUUUAAACAAUGAAUGGAUAUUUGAUAUUAAGGAAUUAUUGUCUCCUUAUGAUAAUAUGAUCAUAUAACAAAAAAUUUAUCUUUUAUAUUUAUAUACUCAACUGCCUAUCAUCAUUAUGUAGUGAUAAGACUUUACCAAAAAAAGGAUUCUUUUUUUUUUUAAGUGUAUUUAUUUAUUUUUGAGAGAUACAGAGACAGCAUGAGCAGGGGAGGGGCAGAGAGAGAAGGAGAGAGAGAAUCCCAAGCAGGCUCCAUGCUGUCAGCACAGAGCCUGAUGCCAGGCUCAAACUCACCAAACCGUGAGAUCAUAACCUGAGGGGAAACCAAGAGUCAGGUGCUCAACUGACUGAGCCACCCCAGGCGCCCCCCAACAGAGGAUUCUUAAAUGCUUAUAGAACUAUUUAUAAAGUAAUAUUGUGUCUGGAAUUCGCUUGAAAAUAAUCCAGGUUUUUGUUGCUUUUGAAGGGGGAGGGGUUGGUUGUAGGUGAAACAAGAUGGACCAGAUGUUACUAUUGAAGGUGAGUGAUCACUAUUCGUUAAAGUUCAUUAGACAUUUUCCCAACUUUUCUAUAUGUUUAAAAUGUCCCAUAAUGGAAAGUUUUAAAAAUAAGCAAAAAGUUCUUCCCAUGAUUCUCUAAUGGGAAGAGAAGAGGAGUUGGGAAGAGGAGUUGUAGGAAGCCUUGAUGGGUAGGCAGGAAUUUCUGCGGCAGAUAAGUCCAUGGAGGGUACUGCUGUGGGUAACCCGUAGCUGAGUUGUGACCAAGACCUCGCUGUAGAAUGAUGUGUGUCUUCCUGGGACCUCCUGAGCUAAGCAAGUAUCAGGAUAAAUAAAGUUCAAGUUCUGGUGUUUAAUACUUUGCUAAGGCAGACCCCACAUGACCAAAUCCAACUUAUUUUUUUCCUUUUCCAAAAUACCAAUCCAAGUCCCAACCAUCCUACUGGACCCAGCUCAAACCCUUCCUUUUCUUAACUAACUGCAUAUCUAGUCAUCUCUCUUUUUCUAUAUUUUUGUCACUCAUUUCGUCUUCUUGUUUGUUCCCUCAUAUUGUGAGUUGGUGGCUUCCCAAGACAUAUUUUUCCAGCCUCAGUGUAUGCUCCUAAAGCCAGGGACUAUGACAUACUCAAAAAAUUAUUUCAGCAUCAAAAAUAAUACCAUCCACAGAGCUGGAACUCAAUUAAUACUUGAAUAAAGGCUUUGAAGAAGCCAAAAAGUAAAUUAUGCCAUGGUCUAUUGGAUAAAACAGUCGGGGUGGGGCAAAAGGGUUCUUGAGUCCUCUCUCCUGGUAGUUCCAAAACCCCCACAGUCCCAGCACCUCUAUUCCUGUUAUGAAACUGUUGGAUACUUUGACCAUCUCAAGUAUGUCUAGCAAAACUCAGGGCCAUCUGGCACUGCAUAGGAGCUUAAGAUACCUUUUUUUUUCUUUUUUUAAGUUGGAAUUUAAGCCAAGUUUUUUGCCCUUGUGGUAAUCACCACGUGCAGUUUCUGCACAGAGCAAGUCUGGGUUUUUCGCUGUCCUGUCCAGCAGGCUAUGCUGUGCACAAAGAGAACACACCAGCAAUGUUUGUGUGAAAGCAGAUAUCCUGUGUAUCCCUAAAUAAAGUGGAAUAGAACGGAGUUCUCAGGAUCUAUAGUAAUGCUGCUAUGAACUCUGAUUCAAAGGCACAUUGCUUUCUCUUAAGGCAUCGUAGGCUUAAACGUUUAGAUUUAGUGAUUAAAAGAAAGAUUUAUUUCAGCGCAAGACUAGAAAUUACACAAACAUGCAGCAACAAAGCAUUAGGGACAACACUCAUCUGGGAGCACGCUGGAAAACAUUACACGUUUCUCCUUUGGGCGCUGUGGUCCUCACAGGUGACCGCUACCACCUUUACCCAGAGAAUUGUGCGGGCGAAUGAAGGCCGACGGGUACCCACGCGGACCUAGAGGGCGCCUACCAUCGGUGCGGAGCCCACCCAUGCGGCCCGGCCAGGCCAGGCCAGGCCCGGCACCACCGAGUGCGGACCUCCGGCGCAUCCUAGAGCGGCCACACGCGGCCACAGCCCGCGGGGCACUUCCGCCCGCGCCGGCGCCGCCCGGUGGACGGCUGGGCCUUGCCGCGGGCCUGCGCCUCCCUCGGCUCCUGCCGCGGGCCUCGGGUAGUGGGGUGGAAGAUGUCUAUGGAUGUGACAUUUCUGGGUACGGGUGCAGCAUACCCCUCCCCAACCCGGGGUGCCUCUGCUCUGGUCCUUCGGUGUGAGGGCGAGUGCUGGCUCUUUGACUGUGGGGAGGGAACUCAGACACAGCUGAUGAAAAGCCAACUUAAAGCAGGGAGAAUUACCAAGAUUUUCAUCACACAUCUUCAUGGAGACCAUUUCUUUGGCCUUCCUGGCCUCCUCUGCACAAUCAGCCUGCAGAGUGGCUCUGUGGUUACCAAACAGCCUAUUGAAAUCUAUGGCCCUGCCGGGCUUCGGGACUUUAUCUGGAGAACCAUGGAACUCUCUCACACAGAGCUGGUCUUCCCUUACGUGGUCCAUGAGCUGGUGCCUACAGCAGAUCAGUGUCCAACAGAAGAACUAAAAGAAUUUACGCACGUGAAUAAAACAGACAGUCUUCCCAAAGAGGGACAAGGAAGAACUAUCCUACUAGACUCAGAAGAAAACUCAUACCUUCUGGUCGAUGAUGAACAGUUUGUUGUAAAAGCAUUUCGCCUCUUUCACCGAAUUCCCUCCUUUGGGUUUUCAGUCGUAGAGAAGAAACGACCAGGUAAACUCAAUGCACAGAAACUGAAAGACCUUGGUGUUCCGCCAGGUCCUGCCUAUGGGAAGCUGAAAAAUGGAAUUUCUGUUGUUCUGGAAAAUGGAGUUACAAUUUCUCCCCAAGAUGUCUUAAAAAAGCCUAUUGUUGGAAGAAAAAUCUGCAUUUUGGGUGACUGUUCUGGGGUUGUGGGUGAUGGAGGAGUGAAGCUGUGCUUUGAAGCAGACCUGUUGAUCCAUGAAGCGACCCUCGAUGAUGCCCAGAUGGACAAAGCAAAGGAGCACGGCCACAGCACACCACAGAUGGCAGCAGCAUUUGCAAAGUUGUGCCAAGCAAAGAGGCUAGUUCUGACUCACUUCAGUCAGAGGUACAAGCCAGUUGCCUUGGCCAGAGAAGGAGAAACAGAUGGGAUUGUAGAACUGAAAAAGCAAGCCGAAUCAGUGUUAGAUCUCCAAGAAGUGACUCUAGCAGAAGACUUUAUGGUGAUUGGCAUUCCGAUCAAGAAAUGAAACCCAGGUUCUGGAUACAUACUGACAUGUCUGUGAAUAUGUUCCUGAGCCAACAGCCAAGUUGGUUGUUGUAGUUGGUGGUUGUGCUUCUAGUUUUGGUCUGAAAUUAUUUGGGUCCUAACCACCCUAAAAAAGGAUAGAGCUGCAUCGCUGAGCUGAUUCAGCAGUGACAGGGAACAAGCUUUUGGAUAAUAAAUCAUUUUAAAAAGAAAAAAACCAGCAUCCUUCUUAAAGCCCAAAUUUGACAAAACGAUAACCUGUUCAGGUAUACUUUUUGUUCUGUGGCUGCUGCCUCAGGUGUAAGCCAGUACCCCCGUGCAAUCCUGGGCUUAGCUUCUGCCCAGGUUUAUCGCUGUUGUUGGCACAGUAUAUAGGGAUUGGCCCUUUGGGCUAAAAAUGGUAUUUUGGCAGUUUGUUGAAUCUGUUCAUAUUAUUAACAGAAUACAGAGAAAUGUAAUGAGACAUUGGACAUGCAGGAUUGAAGGUAGCAUAUUAAAUCUGUAUUUGUUUGCUGGAAUACUGAAUGCAGGAUCAAGGUAGGUGUUUAUCUUCAGUCAUUGUUCUAUGGAACUUUCUGCUUUGCUGUAAACCUGUGGGUCUCGGCUGGGGGUGAUACCACUCCCUUAGAAAUUAUGGGGAUGUUUCUUGUCAAAAUGACUCGGGGGCUGGAGAGGGGUACUACUAGAAUUUAGUCAGUAGGGACCAGGGAUGCUAGAUACUAAAAAAUUUGAGUCCUGUACAGUGAAAAAUUAUCUCCCCCCAAAAUGCAAAUCUCAGGCCUUUUGAAAUACACAGCAAGUUAAAACCUAUACUCCCAAUGUAAAUAUACUUUAUCAAAAUUAGUGAUGUG